This is a messenger RNA of Colletotrichum godetiae, 2085 nucleotides long. Its product is annotated as tousled-like kinase. The record is from RefSeq and is a predicted model, not a curated record. Gene Ontology annotation, molecular function: protein binding; ATP binding; protein serine/threonine kinase activity. The coding region runs from base 1 to 2085 and encodes 694 amino acids. The transcript is spliced from 2 exons. Gene Ontology annotation, cellular component: nucleus; cytoplasm. NCBI's taxonomy places the organism in Eukaryota, Fungi, Ascomycota, Sordariomycetes, Glomerellales, Glomerellaceae. Gene Ontology annotation, biological process: meiotic recombination checkpoint signaling; protein phosphorylation.
AUGGAAAACGCAAACGUUAUCGCCUGCUUGUUUCCCCAUGACGGCCAUGGCAAGAAAGCAUCGGAAGCGAUCGAGUCGAGCCCAUAUUACGUGCCUCCCCAGCUUGCGCAGCCUUCCCGCACUCGGCGCAGACGUCGCGACCGUCACGAGAGAGAAUCGACCGAACCACUCCAGGAUCCUGGGCUUUCGGCGCUCGAUUAUCUUCCACGCCUUUUGAUCGGAUUCAGUGACAUUCCACGGACAGAUAAAGGUCUUAUUUUUGGUUCAAACAAGAACUGCGACAUCCAGCUACCCUUCCCAGGUGUUUCGAAUAUCCACUUUAGCCUGACAUUUGACGAAUUCAACCGCCCUAUCAUCAAGGACUUGAACUCUUUAAGAGGCACUCAGAUCACAUACAACGGGGAAGGGGAGGGCGUCCGGAGGGAUUUCCAAUGGAUCGUUGGCGGUCACGAUAUUCCCCAGAAAAUGGAAAGCAUCAUCAUCACGGUGCCGAAGGCGGUAUCUUUCCAGAUCGUCACUCAGCCUCAUGACAUACAGUCUCCAGAGUACAUCGAUGGUGUCAGAAGGUUUCGUCAGGGAACCGCGGCUACAGAGGACCUCCUCGAGGAUUUGGGUCUCUCAUAUCCGCCGACCAGAGGAGCCCAGACACCCGGUACUGGAGACAUUAGCCUACGAAAGACACUUGGCGAGGGAGCUUUCGGCGUCGUGACCCAUCUCUGGAAUGUUAGCACGGGGGAGGAGCGCGUCGUGAAAUCGCCUAACCCCAAGGCAAUUCAGAACGGGCAGUUUAAUCCUGGUACCUGGAAGCGAGAGGCUUACAUCAUGAGCCUGGUCUCACAUGAACGAAUCGUGAAACUCAUCGAGUCAUUCUCAACACCCCACUAUGAGCUACACAUUGAGUACAUGCCCUAUGGAUCUCUGGAAGAUCAUGACGAUAUAUCAUAUGAUGAGACCUUAAUGAUUGUUCAUCAAUGUUCAUCGGCUUUGGCAUACUUGCAUGAUUUUGAGACGCCGAUUGCGCAUCGAGACAUCAAGCCGGCCAACAUCCUUGUUGAGAGUCGAUCUGAAUACAGUAUUUCUGUUAAGUUAGGCGACUUCGGGCUAUCGCGGCAUAGUUCCGAGCUGAUGACUUUCUGUGGCACAGCUCUAUAUCUCGCCCCGGAGGUCUACUCAGACAUGCGAUCUCAAGCCAGCUAUACUGAGGCUGUUGACAUCUGGUCUCUUGGUGUAGUGGGAUGCCGACUGGUGUACGGUCUACCACAUUACAAGGACGAAUACAAGAAGAACAGAGUGGCUUGGUGUGAGAAGAUCGUCAAGGCAAUGCAAAGGAAGGUUGAUAGGCAGCCGACUGCGCUUGGAUCGAUUCUUGUGGAAUGCAUGGUGGUCCUGUCCCCAGACACGCGGUCUUCCGCUGGCUACUGCUGCAGCGCGUUGGAAAAUCUGCUUCAACCUGAGCAGGGAUUCUCCCAGCAGCUGGCUUCCUCUACAUACUCUAGGGAGGAGGACCAAGAGACACUCAGGUACGCCUCGCUAAAUGACGACGCUGGGAAUCUGUCGACUAUCAUCUGCCAGCCAAGGCCUACAAGAGCGGUUACCCCAUCUUUAUUCAUAAGAUCUCGAGCGCCCCCUCCCGAGUCGCUCCUACUGUCCGAGGUGAAUCCACAUUAUGGAGAGUCCGAGGUACCACUUUCGUCGGCGAUCAGACAUUACAACAGCUGGCAAGCAGGCCAUGAGAUGGCGCGUUUCGUGGAAGACUACUCGGUCGAUCCACUCAACUCCCUCUAUGUUGGAUCAUCACUGGCCUCACAUUUAGUAGAAGACAACCCCGAAGAAUGGGCAAGCGAUUUCUUAGGAGGUUCGUCACAGCAGAAUCAGGGCUGGGCUGGCGGUCUGGAGACAGCCACGGUCUCAGAAUCAAGAAUCCCGCGGGGCGGGAGCGGAGGAUGGCGCGUAGCGAGUGGGCCUGAACCAGUUGAAGAAGGCAACGCAAUCGACGCUGAAGAUUACGACGAGAGGGCAAAUGCGGCGCUAAUGCUUCAGGCUCUGGGUCAGGGGCAGUGGUCGAACUUUGAAGUCUGUGACUGA